CACCCCAACCCAACUUCAAGGGAAGCAAGCUCUCACCAAAAACAAACUUCAAAGACAGUGUUGUUGAUCAGAACCAAAUCUUUUGAGAGAAAGUAGCUAAGCUCUUGCUUUAUUUUGAGCGUAAUAAAUUAACUUCUUUCUUUUGAGUACUUUUUUUUUUGUGUUGCCUGAAGCAUGGAGGCCAGCAUAGGUUGCUGCUCACCCAGGGCAUUCCUGCCUGGUGUUUCAACCCAUCAGCAUUCCACUGCACUUGUGGCUCCACCUUCCAUCUCUCCAUCCUUCAGCUCCAAGAGCCUGAAAUCAAGCUCCCUCUUCGGAGAACCAUUACGACAAGUGCCAAGAUCAUCACUCAAGGUUUCAAAGACAAAACAGUCUUCCCUUGUCACCAGAUGUGCAAUUGGUGAGAGUCUGGAAGAGUUCCUUGCAAAGGCAACCCCAGAUAAGGGACUGAUUAGGUUGCUGAUAAGUAUGGGAGAAGCAUUAAGGACUAUUUCCUUCAAGGUGAGAACAGCUUCCUGUGGAGGAACGGCCUGUAUUAAUUCCUUUGGGGAUGAGCAGCUUGCGGUGGACAUGCUCGCUGACAAGCUUUUAUUCGAGGCCUUAAGCUACUCACAUUUCUGCAAAUAUGCUUGCUCUGAAGAGGUUCCAGAACUCCAAGACCUGGGAGGCCCAGUUGAAGGUGGAUUUAGUGUUGCUUUUGAUCCACUCGACGGCUCCAGCAUUGUUGACACAAACUUCACUGUAGGCACUAUCUUUGGUGUGUGGCCAGGAGAUAAGUUAACUGGGAUAACAGGAAGAGACCAAGUUGCUGCAGCCAUGGGAAUUUAUGGUCCUAGGACUACAUAUGUUCUUGCUAUCAAGGGCUUCCCUGGAACCCACGAAUUUCUUCUUCUAGAUGAAGGAAAGUGGCAACAUGUCAAGGAGACAACAGAGAUUGGUGAAGGGAAAUUAUUCUCCCCAGGAAAUUUGAGAGCCACAUUUGACAACCCGGACUAUGACAAGUUGAUCAACUACUAUGUAAAAGAGAAAUACACGUUGAGAUACACCGGAGGAAUGGUGCCAGAUGUCAAUCAGAUACUUGUAAAAGAGAAAGGAGUUUUCACAAAUGUGAUAUCUCCAACUACCAAAGCCAAGCUCAGGCUGUUAUUUGAGGUAGCUCCAUUGGGGUUAUUAAUCGAGAACGCUGGAGGUUAUAGUAGUGAUGGUCACCAGUCUGUAUUAGACAAAGUGAUUGUUAAUCUGGAUGACAGAACACAAGUUGCGUAUGGAUCCAAAAAUGAGAUAAUCCGGUUCGAAGAAACUCUAUACGGAUCAUCCAGGCUCAAGGCAGGGGUGCCUGUCGGAGCUGCAGCCUAAGCUAUGCAGUUUGCUAUUCAUACAGAAGUUUGUAUAAUGGUGCAUAAAUUUUCCAAUAUGGUGGAGAAGAAUUACAAGGUUAAAAGUUUGUCAAUGGAAUGGAUCAAUCAAGUUGGUUUAUAGUUAAUCUUUA
Prunus avium (sweet cherry) is the source of this 1489-nucleotide messenger RNA. Its product is annotated as sedoheptulose-1,7-bisphosphatase, chloroplastic. Gene Ontology annotation, biological process: fructose 1,6-bisphosphate metabolic process; sucrose biosynthetic process; fructose 6-phosphate metabolic process. The record is from RefSeq and is a predicted model, not a curated record. Gene Ontology annotation, cellular component: cytoplasm. Gene Ontology annotation, molecular function: fructose 1,6-bisphosphate 1-phosphatase activity. Lineage: Eukaryota; Viridiplantae; Streptophyta; Magnoliopsida; Rosales; Rosaceae.